ACGUCGACCGUGAUAAAGAUAACACGCUUAUCGUACGUAAAGAAAAUGCGUAACGUGUGUAUGUAUAUGUGCAUGUGUAGAUUAACAUAAGACGCAUAAGUGAGAAAGGGGGAAAUUGGAAAAAUACAAGGGAGGUUGCGCAGUUAUUAAUGGCGCUUGCACAAUAAGAAGCGAAUGCAUCAAUGUGUUUCGCACGAUAAGAAGCGACAAAAUUGCGUUUUGUAUACAGAAUUGUUAAGCACAAAAAUGACAACUUUAUCACUGUACAUUUUUUUUUGUACAUUUUUAAAUCGUAUACAGUAAGUAAUUAAUUGAGCUUCAAAACCAUCGACUGCUAAUGGAGUGACAUCUUUGUAUAUUAAAAAUAACAAAGUUAUGAUAAUGUCGAACCAAAUAAACGCAUUGGUAAAAUAGAGUUCAUUUUUCUCCAGUGAACUCUAUACGUGCAUACAUACUAAAUUUGUUCGCGUCGGAAUUAUAGUAUAAUAACAUAAUACUAUAGAUUGAAGCAUAUUAGAGCGAGUAAGAGCAUGUUGGAGCAUGCGACGCAAACAAAUCUUGAGAGAAUAGAGAGACAGAGAGCGCAUCACCAUUUAUGAAUAUUUUCUAUUUCACAAUCCGCUCGGCUGGCUUUUAAGCUCGUAUCAGACUAUGCAUUGAACAUUAAAGAUUUUAAUUUGACCAAUCGGAAUAAAAGGAGCCAAAAGUUCUUUGUUCUGAUUGGUCAAAUUUCAAUCUUUACGUCCGCUUCACUUUUCCGCUCCUAGGGAAAAAUUAUAUGAUCGAUGCCCUGAUUUCCUCUCUACGUCACUUUAAAUUUCUUUAGGUAUAUAUAUGUAUUGCUAAAAAUAAAGUAUACAUGGAAUAACUAAAUCAAAAUAUUGUUGUUUAUCGCGAUAAUAGAAUUUUGUGAGAAAGAUUUAGAAUGAUGGAAUCUCCCAACACAAGUUCAGCUGCUAAUAUUUGUCAAUUGUGUAAUGAACGCAUACAGUUGUAUACCUGUCCUCGGUGCAACAUAGGCUACUGUGGUGUUGAGUGUUACAAAUCAGAUGUACACACAGAUUGUUCUGAGAGUUUUUACAAGCAAUGCGUCGAAGAUGAUCUAAAAGCUCAAGAAAAUGACCCAAUUGCUAGACAAAAAAUGAUGGAGAUUCUUAAAAGAGUACAUGAGGCAGAUUUGGAUAUUAAUUUAGAGGAUUCCGAGGAUGAGAGUAGUGACGAAGGAGACUUUACAUUGGAUUCGGAUGAUGAGGAAGAACUCACUGAUUUAACAAGUAGAUUAGAGAAUGUUAAUUUUGAAGAUCCAAAUGAGCUUUGGUCGGCUUUAUCGGAUGCAGAGAGACAAGAAUUUGAAGCACUGCUAAAGAAUGGAGAGGCGGAAAAAUUAUUGCCCAAGUGGACACCAUGGUGGACUCACCGUGUUGAAAAAAAAUUAAUCCAAUCAAUUGAAGAAGAUAGCAAAGAUGCUCAUAGUGAUUUAAUACAUCCUACAUUAAUAGAUGUACCUUUAUUUAAUGAAUUGCAGAAAGCAUCACCUUGUGUACAAUUUAACAUGACAAAUGUGAUAUAUGCUUAUGCAUAUGUAGCUCUUUACUAUUAUGGAGAUUAUUUAAGUUGUGCUGUGGAUGCCACAAAUGUUUUUCUGAUUGUAUGUGAAAAUAUGAGAAACAAUAAAGUUUUCGAAGAUGUGAAUUCUGCGAUUGAAUCAGUCAUAAAAAAUAUCAACAAUAAUGACUGGCUGCCACAGGAUGAGCAAAUUAUAACAGCGUUAAAAGAAGCUGGAACUUCCAUUUUGCAUGGGCCAGGUGCCGAAAUGAAAUCUCUUUAUGUAUCUGCGGCACUCUCUGAUCUUCAUAGGCUACUAACAGCAGCCAAGAAAGAAAUUUCAACAGAUAAGAGCGCAAACAGUAAUCAAGAAUUUACAAAAAGGGAUUAUGGUAGCAGCGACGAGGGUAGUGAGACUGAAAAUGAAAAAAAUCGUGAAAAUGUUGAAAGUGAGGUUAAGUGCAACGUAGAUGCAAACGUUGAUUUUAUAUCUAAACCAUUCUCUGUUGAAAAAUUGACAACUCCUAUUAAUUUACAAGUUUGUUCCGCCCCAGAAGUCGUACCUACCGGUACAGAAUUAUGUGUAAAGCAUGUGGAUCCUACUACAAAAGAAGUUUCACACAAUCCAAAAUACGAAGAACUUUUUGGACCCGAAGUAGGACCAGAAAAUCCAUUUAAAACGCAACAACAACGUGCAGUGAAAAAUAUGCUUUCUGGAUAUGUAGAAAGUGCACACAUUAGUGAAUUUCAAUUUGAAAAUCAAAGGAGAACUUUUGCUAGUUAUGGAUAUGCAUUAGAUCCAACUAUAGACGGUAGUGCAGAUGAAGGCAAAAUAAUAAUUGGUGCAAAGGAAGCCGCAGAAGAAUUAGGUGGCAAGACUGUAUUUGAAAGUACUAUUUUGAGACCUUCUGACAAACGAAAGAGACAUAGAAAUAAUAAUCCAGCAGAUAUAGAAGGUUUUUUGGGACCAUGGGGUGGAUAUGUGGAUGAAAAACGAGUUGUGAAGCCAAGUGAAGAAGAAGCUGCUGAAUUGGAAGAAAUACUGGCUAAACGAAAUAAACGAGGAAAACAAACAGAGGAGAAACCUUUAGAAGAGAAGACAGUGUUGCACAUCAAGGACAGUGUGGAUUAUCAAGGACGCUCGUUCUUACAUGCACCUCAAGAUGUAGGCGUAAAUCUCAGAUCAGAUUCACCACCCGAUCGUUGUUUCUUACCGAAAGCACAAAUUCACACAUGGGAAGGCCACACAAAGGGCAUUUCACAGAUACGAUGGUUUCCUCAUACAGCACAUUUGUUAUUAUCGUGUAGUAUGGAUUGCAGAGUGAAGUUGUGGGAAGUGUACAAGGAGAGAAGAUGCGUCCGUACAUAUUACGGACAUCGGCAAGCGGUGCGUGACAUAAGUUUCGAUAACGAUGGCAAGCGAUUCUUAUCAGCGGCGUAUGAUCGAUACGUGAAAUUAUGGGAUACCGAAACAGGUGCUUGUAUCAGUCGUUUUACAAGCAGAAAAAUUCCGUACUGUGCAAAGUUUAACCCCGAUCCCGAUAAGCAACAUCUUUUUGUUGCUGGUACCAGCGAUAAAAAAAUUAUUUGUUGGGAUAUACGUUCUGGUGAAAUAACACAAGAAUAUGAUAGGCAUUUAGGUGCAGUAAAUACUAUCACGUUUGUCGAUGAGAAUAGAAGAUUUGUUACUACAAGUGACGACAAGAGUCUUCGAGUUUGGGAAUGGGACAUUCCAGUGGAUAUGAAAUACAUAGCAGAUCCAUCUAUGCACUCUAUGCCAGCGGUGACACCAUCGCGUAAUCAGAAAUGGCUUGCCUGCCAAAGUAUGGAUAAUAAAAUCGUUAUAUUCUCAGCAUUAAAUAGAUUCAAAAUGAAUCGGAAAAAAACUUUUACGGGACACAUGGUCGCUGGAUAUGCAUGUGGUUUAGACUUUUCUCCAGAUAUGAGCUACUUGGUAUCUGGCGAUGCAGACGGCAAAUGUUACAUAUGGGAUUGGAAAACAACGAAAUUAUACAAAAAAUGGAAGGCACAUGACGGAGUAUGUAUCGAUGUACUCUGGCAUCCGCAUGAACCGUCUAGACUCGCCACGGCUGGAUGGGAUGGAAAAAUCAAGUAUUGGGACUAAAGAAUCUUUUGACAUGAUAUAUACAUAUUGUAAAGAAAACAAAAUAAUGUAAAGAUGAUGAAUGAUAUGAACGUAUGAAUGAAAAUUAUAUUACAUUAUAAU
Molecule: messenger RNA, 3772 nt
Organism: Linepithema humile (Argentine ant)
Lineage: Eukaryota; Metazoa; Arthropoda; Insecta; Hymenoptera; Formicidae
Source: RefSeq, a predicted model, not a curated record